Octopus bimaculoides (California two-spot octopus) is the source of this 435-nucleotide messenger RNA. RefSeq lists its product as uncharacterized. The record is from RefSeq and is a predicted model, not a curated record. NCBI's taxonomy places the organism in Eukaryota, Metazoa, Mollusca, Cephalopoda, Octopoda, Octopodidae.
UAGUGCAUAUAUAAAUAUCUGUGUCUAAUUGAAAUUUCAUGUCAGAACGAAAGUAAACUCUGGUAAACUGCAAUCAAAAAUGGUUUCCUCAACUCUAAAAUGGAUGUUGAUAUCAUUGGUGCUGUGUGUUGCAGUAGAAGCAGUGUUCCUUCCUAAUACUUGCAAGUCUAGAUGCUUAGCCGUACAAUGUCGCAAUGCUAUGAGAAUUACAUGCCAAAAGUUAUGCACGUGCAAGUGUAGAACACCGUGGGAAGUCAGGCUAAACAAAGAAAAUUGUCCAGAACCUGAACAUGGUGGUUUUGAACAUGAUCCUACUUUUGGUUCCCAGCAUCAGCUAGUCAAUUAUCCCCACUAAAUGAGAAAAUGAAAUGAAGAAGACUGACGUUAAUUAUUUCUUCGCAUAUUGAAUUUCUGAAAUAAAAGAUAAUUACACUG